AUGGAAAGGCGUCGAAGGCAGGUUACCGACAAAGACGGAGCUGGAAAAAAAGGGGUAAUUCAGACCAGCAACACAUUGUGCCCGGUUUGCAAAUACAAGCAAGAAACUGUUGAACACAUUCUCAUUACGUGUUUUAUGUCGAAAACACUAUGGUGGAUGGUCGGAGCAUGGUUGGGAGUAAAAGAUUUUCCUGUAAGCUGGAGAUUUCUAAGAAGAAGAAAAAAGGUAGUCAACUGCAUAGUGAUGGCUACAUUAUGGAUCAUAUGGUCGAGCAGAAAUGAGAAGGUAUUCAAAGUCGUGCAGAUUUCAAAUGCUAGAAGACUGGAACAAGUCCAGGAGUGUACUCUUUUGUGGAUGAGUCAUAGCCAAAAUGGAGAAUUAGAGCCAAAAUGGAGAAUUUAG
Messenger RNA from Helianthus annuus (common sunflower), 402 nucleotides. RefSeq lists its product as uncharacterized. Lineage: Eukaryota; Viridiplantae; Streptophyta; Magnoliopsida; Asterales; Asteraceae. Bases 1 to 402 code for a protein of 133 amino acids. The record is from RefSeq and is a predicted model, not a curated record. The transcript has a single exon.